Messenger RNA from Leptopilina heterotoma, 1600 nucleotides. RefSeq lists its product as uncharacterized. The transcript has 2 exons. NCBI's taxonomy places the organism in Eukaryota, Metazoa, Arthropoda, Insecta, Hymenoptera, Figitidae. The record is from RefSeq and is a predicted model, not a curated record. Bases 198 to 1406 code for a protein of 402 amino acids.
UGUACUAUUUGUAACGAAUUGUAUUCUUCAGUAUCGAACGUUUUUCUUUUCAAAGUACAUUGAGUGCAUUACAACUAAAAAAUUUAGGAAAGAAUUUAAAUUUUUCAUUUUUUCCAAGUUGCACAUUUUUUGUAUUUACAACAAUAUUUUUUGGAAAUUCACUAACGUUGUCGACAAAAGAAUAAACAAGUAAAAAAAUGGUUGGCAAAUGGACUCUACAAUUACUGGGUACAGUUCUCAUGUUCAUUGUGGGAAUUUUUAAUUUCUAUAAAGAAGAAAUCCCACUUACUGAAAACAGUUGUUUGAAAGAAAUCACUCUUAUGAAUGAUAGAAUAAAUAUGGACUUUAGAGAACAACUGAAAAUUACUACUCAAUAUUUUGAAAAACUUUUAAAUUCCUACAAAUGCAACAAAAGUAAUUCACCAACAGUAAGUGUAAAUUAUAAUUAUAGAAAAAUUUUAAUUUUGGCUUGUGAGAGUGCAGAAGACAUUUAUUUAUAUAACAGACUCUAUAAUUAUACAUCAGAUUACUUAAUACCAAGUAGAAUUAAAACAAUAAAAAAUGCAAUUCCAUUUGCAUGUGGAAAACAACCAGAAAGAUUAAAAGAAAUAUAUGAAAGUAUUUACCAAUUCUUAAAUUUGUAUUACACAAAUUUUCCAAAUGAAAGAAAUGGUAUUGAAUACAAUACUUGUUAUGUGGUGAGCCUAUUGGAAUUUGCAACAUUAGAAGAACUUAUUAAUUCUAAUGAUAUAAAGCUUUCAAGAAAUUUAGAAAUAGCAAAGAAAUGUGUUCCACUAAAGUUACAUAAGGAAAAUUCGACUGCUAAAUAUUUCAGCAAAAAAAUGUCAAAUAAUUCAAAAUCAGUUAAUUAUCAGCUACAUAGAAAAGAUAAAACAUUUAAAAAUCAUUUGAAACUUGUUACUAAAUUUUUUAAAUCAAUUUUAAAACACUGCGAAUUUAGUAAGUUUUCUGAAAAUGUUAAUUCUAAUACUGAAGAAUGGAAAAUUUCGAAAAUAAUUUGGUUCAUUUCUAUUAGUGCAAAAGAUAAUUAUUCUUUUCACAGCAAUGAUACAUUUAAAUUCAAUGUGAAUUUAUCUAAUUUUACUAGAAGAGUGUUACCAUCAAUAUCACGAGAAUGUGAUAAGCAACUAAAGGAAAAUUUAAAAUUAAUUCAAAAUAUGUAUCAACUUUUUAACAUGUAUCAUAAAAAUUAUCCAUUACAAUUCAUUGAAGAUGAUUACAGUAAAUGCUUUAUAAAAAGUGUUGAAAAUAUUAUGAAUAUCAAUUUAAAUGUAUUUUAUAUUUUUCAAAAAGAUCCAAACUAUGGGAAAAAAUCAAUUAAUGAUAUUGUAACAAAAAAUCUUGUUUCAAUAAUGAAAUGUGUUGAAUUAAAGGAACAUUUAUAAAUUACUCCAAGUAACAAAUUUAUCCGAUUUAAUUUUAAAAUAUUUAUAUUAAUGGCAAUUUUCUUACAAUUUUGUGCACAAAAUGAAAAAAAGAAAAUUAAUUGUAUGUAAAAAUAAUUUAAUAUUUGUAAACAUAAUGGCGAAUAUUUUAAAGCAGUUAAAAUAUAUUUUUCACAAAUGUCAAAUUGUACAUU